AUGAUUACUUUUGGAGAUAAUAAAGAGAAAAAUACUGAAAAAAAAUAAUUUCCUCAUUCAUCCCAAUUAGUCAAAAAGCAUAGCAUAAAUUUGAUCAAAGUAAAGAAUUGUUUUUAACAUAAUGUUAUAGCUUAAGACAACUAAGAUAAUGAUUUUGUGAGCUCUCCAAUUGAUAUAAAGUUUUCUAAAGAGGAUAGUAUCUAUUUUGGUGAUUAAUAAUAAAUAGAAAAUAAAUAAAAUGAAAUUGUUCCUAAGUUAGUAGAAAUUAUUAAGAAAAUUCGGCUGAUUGAUAUAAGUAGAAGUAUUAUACAAAAAACCAGAGCUCGCAUGUUAAAGAAUAUGAAAACGCAUUAAUAUGAGUUUAUUAAUGAUAAAAGCUAAGAUUUUUCUGAUUUGUAGAAAGGAAACAAUAUCAGCUUUUACUUAAAGUUAUAUCCUCUUUGCCUGUAUUUAGUCCUUCUAAUAAUCUAAUUAUGA
Tetrahymena thermophila SB210 is the source of this 477-nucleotide messenger RNA. Its product is annotated as cation channel family protein. The record is from RefSeq and is a predicted model, not a curated record. NCBI's taxonomy places the organism in Eukaryota, Ciliophora, Oligohymenophorea, Hymenostomatida, Tetrahymenidae. The transcript is spliced from 2 exons.